AGAGUGUCUCCUAUCUCGCAAGCCGUAGUCAUAGAGUCAACAGCUGAUCUGGGUGGAAGACUCCCACAACUCACUUCCCUCGGUGUCCACUGGGUUGUCUCCUUUCCACUUUUUACACGGUUAUCCACCUACUCUUUUUCCAUCCAUAGACUCAAACCCGUCCAUUCCAUCAUUGUAAGGUGCUACAAGAGAACCUGGGAGCAAGCCCGUCAGAUGCUACUAUGCACACACUCCUAUAAGGCUGCCGCGGACCGUCGGAGGGCACUGGCACCAGUUUACAGGCAUGCCGCGGUCUUUCCUUGUAAAAAAGAAACAUGGAGUUUUUCGAGCAUGGCAAUGGAAAACGUCAGGGCAGACUGAGUGGAGAGAAAAUAAUGCAGAUGUGAGUAAGGACGAGCGACCAUGGAGUUUUGAUGCUCAAGAGUGUACCACAAUACCUCAGCCAGAAUUUACUUUCAAAUGGAGGACAGCAAUUCAAAUGAAAGUGCCAACGACUUUGUCGGACUCCAGAGGAAUAGCUCCUGACCACAUGCACGACCGAGGCACAAAAAUGCCUCAGGGCCCCUUCUAUGAUCCCACUACACCGGCACCAGUCGGGAAAGAAAAGCCUCAACCCCCCAAUUUUCCUGGUUCCAGUAGUUUUGUGUGCUCAGUGUGCUACAAGAUGUUCCCCCUGCAGCGCAUACUGAUUCGCCACAUGAAGUGUCAUAGCUUGGUAAAGCGACAUCCUUGUCGAUAUUGUGGCAAAGGAUUUAAUGAUACUUUUGACCUAAAGAGACAUAUGCGCACACACACAGGUAUACGACCUUACAAAUGUGAGCUUUGUGAGAAGGCAUUCACACAACGCUGCUCUCUGGAAUCUCAUAUGAUGAAGAUUCAUGGCAUUCACCAACAGUAUGCUUACCGCCAGAGGCGUUCGAAGAUCUUUGUGUGUGAAGAAUGUGGUUACACGGCAAGUUGCCCAAAUGAGUACUUUGUCCAUUUAAGACAAUGCCAUCCCAGCAGUCCUACUCUCCGCAGGUACUAUCGCCAUAAACCACAAAACAACAGCUAUUUUGUAUCUGAAAAUCCUGAACCCAGUCACAUGGUGUACUCUACAUUUUACAUGUAA
Syngnathoides biaculeatus (alligator pipefish) is the source of this 1111-nucleotide messenger RNA. Its product is annotated as transcription factor Ovo-like 2. The record is from RefSeq and is a predicted model, not a curated record. Gene Ontology annotation, molecular function: DNA-binding transcription factor activity, RNA polymerase II-specific; RNA polymerase II cis-regulatory region sequence-specific DNA binding. The transcript is spliced from 5 exons. Bases 284 to 1111 code for a protein of 275 amino acids. Lineage: Eukaryota; Metazoa; Chordata; Actinopteri; Syngnathiformes; Syngnathidae. Gene Ontology annotation, biological process: regulation of transcription by RNA polymerase II; epidermal cell differentiation. Gene Ontology annotation, cellular component: nucleus.